Molecule: messenger RNA, 783 nt
Organism: Echinostoma caproni
Lineage: Eukaryota; Metazoa; Platyhelminthes; Trematoda; Plagiorchiida; Echinostomatidae
Source: the annotation of a GenBank genome assembly
AUGGGGAGAGAAACUGCUUGUGCCAAAGCGGUGACCAGUUCCAGUCACGAAUUGGUCUAUCUUGCUCCAAUGUCUGAGCGUUCAGUUAGCACAGUAACGAAUCCGAAAACUCUACAAACUGUCGAAUCGGCCAUCCAAAGCGGUCGUUUCUAUACACGUCCGACCUGGCCGGUUCAGUUGGUCCAAUACCAGUCAAGUGGCAAAUCGCCAACGAUUUGUUACUAUAAUGUGGUCACUCUGGACGGGUCAUACACGGACUUUAGCUUCGGUUCCCCGGACACGGCGAAUAUCAGCGCACCACCUGAUGGUGGUAGUACAUGCACUGACCAGAACGAUUUUCUCAUGGUCAUACGGAAUUCGAUUGUUUUGCACAAUCAGCUUCCAAUAUCCGUUAAUUAUGUGGUUGCGGAGGUGUCCAAGGAAAUCGACCCCGGUAGCCAUGCGACGUUGCGAACUGUUCUUCCUACCAAGUCCGUCAUUAUUGUUUGGUUCGAUUACGACGGUCGAGUUUAUCGGGGCAAACUGGAGCUAUCAAGCACAAUGGAUGAAUUAACUGUGUGCACUUUUGAAUCCCGUGAGGGUUACGAAUUGCUAACCCUGCAUCUGGGAUUGCGUAGCGUGACCGCAAUGGGACAAACAGCGCUCAUGUUGUACGCACCCUACUGGAUGAUAAACAAAACCGGACGAAAUCUCACAUACAAGGUGUGUUUGAAGAAACGAAAGCAUUGGUUGUUCAUCCUGUUCUUGUUACAUUUCUAUUAUGCCUUGUUUUUGUACUUUUGA